AUUUGCUCUCAAAGAUAUCUGCUAUAACUUGAUUUUACUCUGGACAUUACAUCUCUUGGGAUAGGGCUGAGACUUGCCACAAAACGAUCAAGAAACUAUUGGUGUUUUAAAGCCAGGUGCUCCAUCUGCUACAAGUGACAAAAUUAUUUCAAGCGCUGUACCAUGUCAGAGAGAAAAUCGUUCAAAACUCUACAUUUGAAUAAUUUGAUGUGGUCUUGAGCAGGUAGAAACGUCAUCCAUGGUCAACAUCUUUCAUUGCCUCGGAACGUUUUUGCAUCGCCUACAGGCUUUGAGUGACAAAGAUCUAGGACGUCUCUACGAAGCAAGGUGAAGAAUAGCCAAACUGGUGAAAUUAAGUUAGAAAGGAAGGUUCUACGGGAAUUCAACGGUUUCUGAUUGACAAACAUUGCACAUUUACUUUUUAGCAAUGUCCAAAACUGUACGAUUUGCGGGAGUUACUAGCAGGGAAUAUGCAGAGUCUGUGGCCACUGACGUCCUCCAGAAGCGACAGGAAAGAAAACUAAAAAAAGAUAAAUCCAGUAAAGGAAAGAAGAAGCCGAGAAGCAGAAGAUCAAACCCUGCUCAAGGAAUAUCCGCAAAGGGAUUGAGAGUUGCAGGAGUUAACCGAGGAUUACUUUCAGAAUUCAUAAUUUUUAUGCUCCUACAAGGAUUCAACUUAUUCAGUAAUUCGUGGGUUUUAAAUGAAUCUCUUAGCGUUCUUAACAAGGUUGAAAAAUACGAAAAAUAUCCCAACGUUUCCACGAUAAACAACACAGUUCCAGACCUCUGUGCUAACGUGCAGUGGGCUAGAGAGAAGAUCAGUAACGAGAUAAAUCAUUUCUCGUCCGUUAUAUACGUCUAUUGUUUCUUCCUUGCCGUGUCUGCUUGUAUCUUCACCUUGCAUUUGCUAGCUUGGUUGUACACGCUUCAACUAUCUUUCAGAAGUCGACGAUUUAACGCUAACACCCAAGAGACUUUAGUAAAGAUGAAGGUGUACUUUCUCAUUGCUGCCAGCCUGCUGCAAGAUAUCCCAAUGUCUACAAUCUCGGCAGAGCUUUAUUCUCUGCAACAAGGCCAGCAAGGUUUGGUUUGCUGGUUCUGCAAGGUCUCAGGCCUUUGUCCUGAGUUGAAGCAGCUUGAAAGCAGGUUGAGUCGGGGCACAACGGCACUCUGGUUAAAUUUCACCGCAAUUGCGCUCACUUCUCUUUGGAAGGGCAUCUCAAGCUUUUACAGGUGGAGCCGAAUCGACACAUGCGAAGCAUUCUAUUUGCGAGCAUGCACGGCUGUAUUUGCGGGAUUUCUGUACUGCGUCGUUAUACUCACGCCAGCCAUGACAGUUCUCAGGUAUCGCUACUUUAUCGGAAUAGACGGUGGAUUGCUCGAGGACGUUAUAGAUAGAGUCUACAUAAUCGGUGCCAUAUUUUGGGUUUUGGUUGUUGCUGUUAUUGUCUGUUGUCCUUUGUUGAAUCUUAUCAGAGUAACGCAAUGACCAUUCUAUUCAAACCAAGAUUCUGAGAGAAGAAACGUUAGCAUUUAGUAUUCUUCGGUAAGGUCUUGCAAAUUUACGCAACGCAACGCGCCUUUCUAUUAAUUUCUGAGACCAAAAACCUGUAAAA
Molecule: messenger RNA, 1616 nt
Organism: Pocillopora verrucosa
Lineage: Eukaryota; Metazoa; Cnidaria; Anthozoa; Scleractinia; Pocilloporidae
Source: RefSeq, a predicted model, not a curated record